Molecule: messenger RNA, 680 nt
Organism: Castor canadensis (American beaver)
Lineage: Eukaryota; Metazoa; Chordata; Mammalia; Rodentia; Castoridae
Source: RefSeq, a predicted model, not a curated record
UCAAGGGUCUUCCCUUCCCCUUCUUUGGUGGGAGAGGUUAUAAAAGUAGAGUUCUUACUCUUACGUUUUCUUUUUAGGUGUGAAGUUUUCAACAUGAGUGGCCUUGGGGACAGUUCGUCUGACCCUGCAAACCCAGACUCACACAAGAGAAAAGGCUCGCCAUGUGACACACUGGCAUCCAGCACUGAAAAGAGGCGCAGGGAACAAGAAAAUAAAUAUUUAGAAGAACUAGCUGAAUUACUGUCUGCCAACAUCAGUGACAUCGACAGCUUGAGUGUAAAACCAGACAAAUGCAAGAUUUUGAAGAAAACAGUCGAUCAGAUACAGCUAAUGAAGAGAAUGGAACAAGAGAAAUCAACAACUGAUGAUGAUGUACAGAAAUCAGAUAUCUCAUCAAGUAGUCAAGGAGUGAUAGAAAAGGAAUCCUUAGGACCUCUUCUUUUAGAGGCUUUGGAUGGCUUUUUCUUUGUUGUGAACUGUGAAGGAAGAAUUGUAUUUGUAUCAGAGAAUGUGACCAGCUACUUGGGUUAUAAUCAGGAGGAAUUGAUGAAUACCAGUGUCUACAGCAUACUACAUGUGGGAGAUCAUGCGGAAUUUGUCAAGAAUCUGCUGCCAAAAUCACUAGGUAGAAAGAAACUCAUUUUUUAAAAGAAUGCUGACUCUAUGGCUUCUCCUUUCAU